AUGUCCUCCGCAGUCCCCUUCGCCGAUCCACUCUGGCUCUCCCGCCCCAGCGCGAGCUCCCCCUACUACACCGCCUCGCACCGCCGCCUGCAGCGCGAGGUGCGGCAAUACGUCGACAGUUCCAUCGCCCCCUUUGCCGGCGAAUGGGAGGCGCAAGGCUUCGUGCCCUCAGACGUCCUCGCGCGCCACGCGCAGCUCGGCUACGCUGCCGCCUCUAUCUACCCGCUCGCCGACGCCUCUUUCGUCGCUGCCGCAGGCCUGCGUCUGCUGCCCGGAGGCAUUCCGCCGGGCGAGUGGGACGGCUUCCACGAUUUGAUUGUCAUUGAUGAGAUUGCGCGCUGCGGCUACCUGGGCGUCAUAUGGGCGCUCAGCUGCGGCAAUUCGAUCGGCGUCCCGCCGCUGCUGAAUUUCGGCACCGAGGAGCAGAAGCGGAGGUUUUUGCCGGAUGUACUUGCUGGAAGAACGCGGUUUUGUUUGGGGGUGACGGAGCCUGAUGCGGGCUCUGAUGUCGCAGGAAUCACGACUGUGGCCGAGCGAGACGGUGAUGAAUACGUAGUCAAUGGUUCGAAGAAGUGGAUCACCAACGGCAUCUUCGCCGACUAUUGUACGGCGGCCGUCAGGACGGGUGGGCCGGGGAGAUCCACGUACAUCGAGUUCGAUGACGUGAGAGUUCCAGCGGCCAACUUGCUCGGGCAGGAGAACAGAGGCUUUGAGAUCAUCAUGUCCAACUUCAACCACGAGCGCCUCUGGCUCGCCUGCACCAGCCUCCGCCUCGCCCGCGUCUGCGCCGAAGACGCCUACACCCACGCUACCACCCGCGAGACAUUCGGCAAGCCCCUCAUCGCGAACCAGCUCAUCCGCAGCAAGAUCUCGUCCUUUGGCCGCAGCAUCGACGCCACCCACGCAUGGAUGGAGCAGCUGGUCCACAUGCAAUCAUCAUCAGGUAGUGGUGGUGACCACCACCACCACCUCGGAGGCCUGAUAGCCAACCUGAAGGUGCUGGCGGCGCGCACCCUGGAGCACGUCAACCGCGAGGCGCAGCAGAUCAUGGGCGGCCUCGGCUACUCGAAGAACGGCCGCGGCGCGCGCGUCGAGCAGAUCAGUCGGGAUGUCCGGGUCUUGGUCGUCGGUGGCGGCAGCGAGGAGAUCUUGGCGGAUUUGGCGGUCAAGCAGGAGAUGAAGGCCAUGGCCGCGGUGAGGGCGAGGGAGAGCAAGUUGUAG
Messenger RNA from Lasiodiplodia theobromae, 1221 nucleotides. Its product is annotated as Acyl-CoA dehydrogenase conserved site. Lineage: Eukaryota; Fungi; Ascomycota; Dothideomycetes; Botryosphaeriales; Botryosphaeriaceae. The transcript has 4 exons. Bases 1 to 1221 code for a protein of 406 amino acids. The record is from RefSeq and is a predicted model, not a curated record. Gene Ontology annotation, molecular function: acyl-CoA dehydrogenase activity; flavin adenine dinucleotide binding.